Molecule: messenger RNA, 1497 nt
Organism: Colletotrichum truncatum
Lineage: Eukaryota; Fungi; Ascomycota; Sordariomycetes; Glomerellales; Glomerellaceae
Source: RefSeq, a predicted model, not a curated record
AUGGGCGCUCAAGAUGACAAGAGGCGGCCCGCCGCCCUCAACCUAACACCUACCCGAUCAGCGUCCACGGACUCAUCUUCAUCGGAGUCGUCACUGAAAGCCCCCCGAACCCCUCGCUUUGCAGAAGCCACAUCGGUUCACUCUCCUGUUGAAGGCACCCGAUCGCCGUUCGCCGACCCUCCUGCGAGAUCAGAAGUACCACAGUCCCAGCCUGGCGACAUUGGCUUCGGCUACAUUAGUAACAAUGACAACCGCGAGUCCGUUGCCGUCCCCAUGACGCCCAGAUCACCACUCAAGAGCGCCAUGAGAGUGCCGGGAACGCCCGCGCGUAAGAUCGAGAACCCUCUGAGCCCAACUUUCCGCGAGGAGGACAUCCUAGAAAAACGUGAAGCGGCAACCGACAAGGAGCAGGCUCGUGAUCUGAAAAUCAAGACCCGUGUCCGUAUGGCAAAGUUCGCUCUUCGAGGCGUCAAUUUUAGCUGCAGCUUGAUCAUCAUCUCGAUGCUGGCUGCGACCCUGCAGAUCUUCAACGCUACCAGGAAACUUCCUGCCCAGAGCAGCUUGCCUCCGUGGGCUGAAGGGACCGCUAUCUGGCCGCAAGUUCUCGUUAUUACCAUGGCUUCUAUCUCACUCGCUGUCUGUAUUGGUGUGUUCAUCGCCUAUUGUCGCGGCGGACACAGACGGGCCGAGAAAGUUGCGACCUACUACACCCUUUUCGCUAUCGGAUGGUUCGUCCUCUCUAUGAUUCUCUGGGCUGUCGCCGCUGGCAUCUUCCAGUCGAGCCGUAACCAAGGUGGCGGAAAGGACAUGUGGGGAUGGAGUUGUAAGCAAAACAAGCGCGCCGAGGUCUUCGGCGAGAAGGUUGAUUACGCCCUCCUCUGCCGCCUACAGAACUGGGCCCUCAUUUGCAUGGUCAUUGAAAUCGUCAUCGACGUCAUUUGCGUGCUUCUUUACAGCAUUGUCUUUUACCGCUACUAUACCAAGCGCCGCCUCCACAAGUCCAUGGACAUGCGCGACCGCGCCCGCUCCGACCUAUACCUCGCCCAGCUCCGCACUCAGUCCGCCCCCAACACUCCCGGUCUCAAGUCCCCUGGCCUCUACUCGCAGUACACAAUGUCUCCUCGCCAUCCAGAGAAGACUUUCGAGAACCUGUCCCGCAUCGAGGAGGCCUCUCCAUUCACUCCGGGAACCCGUUUCGUUGAACCUGAGUCUAGCUUCGCCAAGCCCAAGCCGGCUUUCAAGCUCCAGGCUCCCCCAAUCAAGGCUCCUUCUGCGACACCGAAGAGCAACCAGAGCGGGUUCACGCCCACCUCGGCGACUGGCCCUGUGCCUAACUUCCCUCCCGUGCAGCAGCAGCAACUGCAAGAACAACCCCAGCAUGCGCCGAUGGCUGCUGACGAGCCUGUUUACGAAGCUGUGCCGAUUCCGGGCGCUUAUGCCGACGCGCCUGUGAAGAGCCCGCCGCCGCAUCAGUUUUCUUUUGGGCAGGCGAGAUGA